AUGUCUACGAAUGCAGAAAAGGAGCGGGUUGCCAAGCGGCGCAGGGACAAGGUCCAGCUGUCGUGUAAUCUGUGUCGCAAGAGAAAGCAGGUACUUCGAUGCAAUCGCGUGCAGCCCUGCUGGAAUUGUUCCUCCCGCGGCCUCGCCUCCUCGUGCGUCUUCCCCGACAACAGCAAGGUCCCUCCUGCACCAGCCACCGCCGCGACCACCACAGCUGCUGGCAGCUUCCAAGACCGCAUCAAUCACCUCGAGGGCCUUGUCGUGCAGCUCCUCCAGCAGGACCAACGUCCCGACAAGCCCACCGCAGCCGCUCCCCAGCUAUGCGCCCGAUGCGCCGAGCCUCUAGGAGGCGAGCCUCGCGCUUCCCCCACCACAGCGACGACGACGCCUCCGUCUACGACCUCGCCCCCGCCUCCCGCACCAUCCUCCUCCUCCUCUCACGCGCACAUCGAUGUCGGGAAGCUACAGAUUGACAGCGCCAAGAGCGCCUACGUCAGCAGCCCGCACUGGAGCGCCGUCCUCAGCGGCCUCUCGGAACUCAAGAGCUUCUGGCCAGCGGCUGCGACGACUGGCGAACACUACGAUGACGACGACGACGGCGACGACAACGAUGACUUCUUCCCCGGCGAUCAGAGCGACAACCAAUACUACGAGGCCGAGACCGACGCCACCAGCCCUCACCAAUCGCCCCUACAGCAGAUGCCGACGCCGACGCUUGCAACGCACGGCAAGAGGCGAUUUCAGCUGCUCUUUGGCGGAAACAGGAAGCAGUCGCUCGACAAGAUUCUGCGGGCGAUGCCGCCGCGUGAUGAUGUGGACCGCCUGGUGCUGCUAUACUUUAAUAACUCGAUGCUUCCACUCGCCGUCAUUCAUUCCGGGAGUUUUCUCUCCCAGUAUGAGAAAUUCUGGAAAUCACCCCACGAUACGCCAAUACUCUGGAUCGCCCUACUCUUCGGCAUCAUCAGCAUCGCCAGCCAGACAGAAGCCGCAUGGUCCCUCUACGGCUCUUUUCCUCCACCUCCUCACCCGUCUUCCUCCCGCAGUCCUCCUCCCGCUCCAUCCCAGCCUCCCGGGCCGCUCUCCUCGCCGUUCCCGCUACAAACACCCCCUUAUGUCGACCAGGUCGUCGCGUGCCUCCUCCUCGGCGAGUACACCAAAGGCGGCACCCACGCACUCGAGGCCCUGCUGCAUUACCAGUUCAUAGAGGUCGCCAGCGCCGCCGACGGUCACGCUGACGCUUGGCUGCUCUCCGGCGUCGUCACCCGCCUCGCCUACCGCAUGGGCUACCACCGCGACCCCUCUCACUUUCCGUCCCUUGGUGCCUUCGAAGGCGAAACCCGUCGCCGGCUGUGGAUUACCAUACACGGCAUGGACAUCAUGGUCUCGGCGCAAAUGGGCCUGCCACGCCUCAUUAAGGCCGGAUCCGCCGACGUCCAGCUGCCGCGCAACCUGCACGACGCCGACCUGGUGCCCGGGUGCGCUGAGCUGCCACCCGAGCGCCCCUGGUCCGAUCGCACCCCGACCCUGCACCUCAUAUCCAAGCAUCGCAUGUUCGUUGUCAUCGGCACUAUAACCGACGUCAACAUGAGCGUCGGGCCCGAGUGCCCGCCGCUGACCGUCGCGCGCGAGCGGGAGCUGACCGCUCUCAUACAGGACACGUACGAUGGCUUACCAGAGCAGUGCAAGUUCACCGGCAUGCUCGGCUGUGUCGCCGACAGGGCCGCCGACGUCAUCCAUCGUAUCGGCGCUGGCGCGCUGCUGCAAAAGGGACUCAUCGCUAUCCACUGGCGGCGCAUGAUGGCGCGCGACGCGCGCGAUGAGGCCGAACACCUUCGCGUCGCCGACGUUGACGCCGCCGACGGGGCGUACGCCCGACGCUCGUACGUUGUGUGCAUCCGCGCCGCGCUCAGGGUCCUAGGUUACCAGGCCAUCAUGGAAGGCGAGUCCCGCCCCGGCGGUGCGCUUUUCCCGCAGCGCAUCCAGGCAUCAUCCGUCCUCAAGCACGAGUUCCUCACGAGCACCGUCCUGCUCUGCCGGCACAUGUACCGCGUCGUCGCCGGCCCGUUUGGCUCCCCGCUGCUCGAGGCAGUCAUGGAGAGUACCAGUAGUGGCAGCUACGGAGCCAGAGGCGAUGAUUUUGAUGGCGCCGACGACGACGACGACGAAACGCUUCUUCCCGAGCCGCAGGUCAUCGAAGCGGCACUGCGGCGCUCGCACGGCAUCUGGCAAAGGGGAAGCGCUGUAUCAGCCGAAGCACGGCGUAUCUCGUCCAUCCUCGACGCCCUAUUUAAGAAGCUCGGCACGACCAUGUCUCCGCGUGCUAGCGAACUCGUCUUGACGUCGACCUCGCCGUUUGAUGGCAUCGAUCCAGGCCUUGCCCUGCUAGAUGAAUUCGGACUUUUGCAGCAUUUACAGGGCAUGAAUGGCUGCUUCGACGUGUAA
Messenger RNA from Cordyceps fumosorosea ARSEF 2679, 2442 nucleotides. Its product is annotated as fungal specific transcription factor. The transcript is spliced from 4 exons. Gene Ontology annotation, biological process: DNA-templated transcription; regulation of DNA-templated transcription. Bases 1 to 2442 code for a protein of 813 amino acids. Gene Ontology annotation, cellular component: nucleus. Lineage: Eukaryota; Fungi; Ascomycota; Sordariomycetes; Hypocreales; Cordycipitaceae. The record is from RefSeq and is a predicted model, not a curated record. Gene Ontology annotation, molecular function: zinc ion binding; DNA-binding transcription factor activity, RNA polymerase II-specific; DNA binding.